AUGGCACCCAACCGCGUGAUUCCGCGGGCGUGUCGUUAUGCAUUGCCGCAUUCCCAAGCAACCAUGUUGGGGACCAAGAAAGGCGACACGACCACCUAUCUUGCUCCAGCCAAGCAGGAGGAUCCUCACAGGCAGCAUGGUAGGGAGCCGCUCUUCGAGGGACAGGCUGACAUGGCAAGCCGCAUGCCCUCGAAACCGAUGAGCCUUCCCCGGUCGUCGAUGAGCAUCCUUGCCUUUGCUCUGACAUCUUCAGCGCCCAGAGACGCCCCUGUUGCAGUGGGCUCAUCAUUGAGACUCACCUCUCGGCUGAAUGAUGAUUUGGAGUCAUGGAUGAUCAGACUCUACUCAAUCACAAGAUUGGAAAGAGGCCGAAGCAUCAUUACUCCCUUCCUGUCUGAUACCAAGCUACCACAUUGUUGCGGUUAUAAGCACUCUUCGACGUUGGUCAAGGGUAAAGUCGGCCUUGUUGCCGCCGCGGGUUCUCCGUAUGGCAUCGGGCGGUCUCUUGUGAUGGCGUUGGCUAGUGCGGGACCCAAGGCCGUAUAUGCAACAGAUCUCACGCUGGCAAAUAUACAACCGUUGGGAAAAGAGGUUCAGGGGAGUGGUUCGACCUGCUCCAUACACGGCGCUGUGCUUGACAUGACGUCUGAGGAACAGACAGUCCAGAUGAUCAAGCAGGCCUUGGCGGAAUAUGGGCGAUUCGAUUUCUUCUUCGCCUACGCCGGAGUCGGGCUCUGCAAGUAUGAAUCCAAGUCUUAUUUGACACGGGGUGGCAUCGUUAACUCGCUCGAUAGAACACGGCCCAUCAUGACCGGACGAUUAGCGUCCUGCAGCGGUCUUUCUUCCUGGCGAUAA
This is a messenger RNA of Metarhizium acridum CQMa 102, 855 nucleotides long. NCBI's taxonomy places the organism in Eukaryota, Fungi, Ascomycota, Sordariomycetes, Hypocreales, Clavicipitaceae. The record is from RefSeq and is a predicted model, not a curated record.